Molecule: messenger RNA, 1713 nt
Organism: Paramecium sonneborni
Lineage: Eukaryota; Ciliophora; Oligohymenophorea; Peniculida; Parameciidae
Source: the annotation of a GenBank genome assembly
AUGAUAAAUUAAUAACUCGGCCUUCCUGUAAUGGCUAAUGAUACGACUUAUAUUUCAGGCUAUUAAAAUCAAAAUGAAGGAAAAAAUGCAUCAAAUUAAGAAAUAUUUGAAGCUUUUUACAUAAUCGGAGUUGAAAGAAACAAUAGUAAAUAAUAAAAAGAUAGAUUGUUUAAUCCUAAAAUUUAAUAUAAAUAGUAUAAAAAAAAAUUUGGAGAUAUUUAAUAUUAGGAUGAGAAGAAUCAAAUUAUUUCUAUUGAAAAUAUUAUCGAAAAAUUUGCAUGUCCAAGCUGGAGUGAUGCAGAAAAAAUAAUCAAUGACGAUAUUGAAGAAGAAGUAUAGAGGUAGAAUUAUUUUAAAUUUUAGAAUAAUUUGUUAAGGCAGAGUACCUUCUGAGAAUUUUUAUAUGUUUAACAUUAAAGGAGAUGAUUUGCAAUUAAAGAAUCCAUCAAAUAUUAGGAUUCUCCAAUAAUUUAAUCAUUCAAGAUAAUUAUAUGGUUAUUGUUUAAAAGUAGAUGAUUUUUUGGUUGAGAGAUUUUAGAGAAACAAUUAAAUUGAAUAAAUUUAUUGGAAAUUCUAAAAGAUUCUUUGUUUUGUAACAUACUUUCCAAUCUAGGCUCUAUUUAAAACAUUAUUCGAAUAAAUUCUUUGUAAUAAUAAUUUUUAUUCAAUUUUAGUUAUAACGAAAGUAUAAAGAUAAAAAAUUAUAUCAGGAAAAAAUGCAAACAAAAGUGAGAUUGAUGGAGUAAAAAUAAACCAAGUAUAUUUUAAAAUUUAUAAAAGUUAAUCUCAAAGUUAUUAAGUGCAUUCAUUUUAACAGUUUCUUAGUAUUCAAUAUCAAAAUAUGAAUAGAAAAUCGAAAUCAAUUUUGCUCAAGAAUUGAAAGAUUAAAAUCUUGAUUUAGAAUUGAAGUAAUUUUUUGAAAAAACAAUAAUUUAAUACGUAGUUCCUAAAACAGAGGAUUUAUUUAUUGAGACGAAAAAACUAGAAGCACAUAUAGUUCUUUAAUUAUUUUCGGUUGAAUAAUUUUUCAGUGUCUUUAUGGAAAUUUUAAAAGAAGGAAAAAUUAUCUUUUGUUGUUAGAAUUAGAAUUUAUUAACUGCUAUAACAUCGUUUUUCCACACAAUUUUAUAACCAUUUAAGUGGUUUCAUCAAGUUAUUUACAAUUUACCAAUAGAAUCAUUAGCCCUUUUAGAAUUCAAUUAGCCCAUGCUAUACGGAGUUAAUAUGCAACAUUAACAAUUAAAAUUUAAAAGGAAUAUUAUUGCAGCCAACAACAUGUAUGAUAUUACAUUUGUGGAUAUCAAUGAGAAACGCUCUGCACCAUAAUAAUAAAUUAAUAUUAUAGAGAAUAACUAAAAAUCAAAGCUUAAUUGGUUUGAUUAAAGAUAAUAGCUUGCCAAAUAUUUUCAAAAUUAAGGAGGCUAACUUAAAUUAACACCUAAUGAUUAUUAAGAAAGAAAUGCAAAGGAGUUUCUAUUGUAGAUGUAAGAUAUCAUUAAGGCAAAUUUGAUCGAUAAAGUGAUUCCAAAGAAAGAAAAUGAUUUUGUUUUAAAUCAAAGUUAAAAAUUGAAUGAUCGCUUUAUCUAUAAUCGUGUUAUACAAAAAAUUUAGAAAGAAAUUGAUGAUAAAAAUGAUUAGACUUUUAUCCAGAAAUAUGUUAUGCAUGCAAUUUAUUUUACGGAGUAUCUAAGAUUUAGAUACGUAUAUGGGUGA